Messenger RNA from Acanthamoeba castellanii str. Neff, 324 nucleotides. RefSeq lists its product as uncharacterized. Lineage: Eukaryota; Discosea; Longamoebia; Acanthamoebidae. The record is from RefSeq and is a predicted model, not a curated record. Bases 1 to 324 code for a protein of 107 amino acids. The transcript is spliced from 4 exons.
AUGCACGCCCCCACAGGUGGAGGUGGCUAUGGCGGGCACGUCCAGCCCCAGAUAACGAGCACAGCGCCGCAGGUGUUCGUCUCGCGUCGCCAGCAACAGCAGCAAGCCGCCGCCAGCGCAGCUGCAUCGCCUCACCUCUUCCCGCUCCAACAGCCAGUUGGGUGGAGCGAGCCUGCCAGCCAAGCGGCCGUCUACGCGCACCCGCAGUACCCGCCGGCGCACCUGGUACACCGUACAACGCCUAUGCCUCGCCCUACCUGCCCCAGCUGUCGGCCUCCCAGCAGCACCAGUACCUGCUCCAGCAGCAACAGCAGCAAAUGCUGA